Molecule: messenger RNA, 1865 nt
Organism: Rhagoletis pomonella (apple maggot)
Lineage: Eukaryota; Metazoa; Arthropoda; Insecta; Diptera; Tephritidae
Product: leucine-rich repeat-containing G-protein coupled receptor 6-like
Exons: 4
Coding region: 16-1011 (331 amino acids)
Molecular function (GO): protein binding
Source: RefSeq, a predicted model, not a curated record
GAAGAGGUUGCGAACAUGGAGCUUUGUGCGUUAUUGGUUCUAAAAAAGUUUGCAACAAUUAUUAUUGUAUUAUUUGUUUUAUUAGAAUUCAAAGACAUUUCAUCUGAGCAAUCCCUUUUGUCAAGAGCCGAGUAUAGUGAAGCAAAGUUUUUCAUAAAUCCAAACACUAAUCACUGCCAGCUUAAUGUUUGUGAAGUUUUAAAAUACCUUUUGCAACAAGUUGGAGGAGUAAAAGAUUCCACUGGGGAUGUUUAUGAAAAGGAAUUCAGCGCAGAAUCUGGGUCAUUUGUUUAUAAUUUACCGCAUCACCAAUCUUUAUUCAAACGAGUUCGAUAUAUUGAAAAUCGACUAAGGUCUAUAGAACAGCCCGUAUGGCGUUUAGCAUCAGCUAAUAGUGAUGAGUGGAACCAGUGCACUUCAGGAGUUUGUCGAUGUUACCCCGAAACCAAGACUUUUACAUGCUGGAAUACAAAUUUUAGUUCUUUGCCGGUAUCACAAGUAAUACCCAUGAAUAUGGUAUCAAUCGAUCUCUCUCGGAAUUUCUUUUCGACACUACACAAGGACACUUUUCGUGGUUUAACACUGCUGAAAGAACUUGAUCUCUCUAACAAUAUUCUUAAUUUUAUACCAGCUGAGCUAUUCAAGGAUUUGGAUAGCCUUAUCCAAUUACGUCUUCAAAAUAACCAGCUGGAAAAUUUGAAUACGGUAACAUUCUGGAAGCUUCGCAACCUGAACUUAAUAGAUGUUAGCAAAAAUAUAAUAUCCGAAAUACCAAUAAAUUUAUUUUGCCACGCUCAACGAUUGAUUGUUAUCAAUUUUAGUGAUAAUAGAAUAAAGCAUUUUCCGCCUGGUUUGCUUCGGGAACAAUUAGUCUUAGAAGAUUUGGACAUGUCACGGAAUGAAAUUCUUGAAUUGAAGUCUGGAAGCUUAAGGAAUUUGAAAGAAUUAAAAAUUAUCGACUUUUCAUACAACUCUAUUUACGUAUUGAUUCAAAUAAACUACAAUAUUUAAAAAGUGGAGCUCUGCGGGGUUUGAAAAAAUUAAUGGCGGUAAAGUUUGAUAAAAAUCCUUGGCAUUGCGACUGCCGUGUUUUGUAUUUAGCCCGAUGGAUACGCGAGUUCCCAUAUAAAUUGUGGGAUGGUCAAAUGGCAAUGUGUCGUGGACCUGGUAAUCUAGGAGGACACGAAGUCGGACUACUUCGUUACGAUGAUCUUUGUGAAGGUCAAUGGGCAAGCAUGGUAUCACUAUCUCCAAGGCUUCCUUUACGAAAACAUCGUAUUCUUAAGCCUAUGAAUUACAGUUCUUACUUCAGUUUGUACUUGAAGCACAUAUAUUCAACUACCCCUAGAAACAAAUUCAUUAGAUAAGAAAUUUAUGUAAAUCACUGGUGAGCACAUUGAUAUUUUCUAAACAAAAUUAAUUGGGCUACAAAAAGCUGCUAUAUGCUGCGUAGUUUUCAUAUCGCACCCUAAAAUCAAAAACAGUCAUAACUCAAAAAAUCCCAAUUGUUCAGGAGAGACAAACAACUGCUGAUGCUGAGCAAGCGACCCAAGCAAAACAAAAACAGUCUUAAUAAUAUUUUAAAACAUUUUAAGUUAAUGAAGAUAGUGAUGAUGUGAACUUCUUAUUUGGCGCAGCGUCCGGAAAAAUUUUGAGUUGUGACUACUUUUUAUUUACGGUGCAAUAUGUCCACAGUGUUAAGACCGAUAUUUGACGCAAAGUAAAUCAAAGCAGUCUAUGUUCAAAGGGAUAAUUCGUUUUGCGUUAUUGCAAAGUGAUAAAAAUAACACUUUAACACUGCAUUUAUUACGGUGUUAAUUAUGUACCUUUCACUUUACUUCACGAUAACACAAAACGGGAGUUGA